UUGCUCCGCGGGCUCUAGGGGAAGACAGGGCGAGCCGCCCGCCGCGGGGAGAGCGCGGACACCCCGCCAGGGCACCCAGCGGCCCCGGCCAUGGACAGCGAUGAGGACACGCUGGAGGAGACCGUGGAAGGGCUUCUGGAUGAUGAUGGGUUGCCACAUGGGUUCUGUACAGUCACCUAUUCGUCCACAGACAGAUUUGAAGGAAACUUCGUGCAUGGAGAAAAGAACGGCCGUGGCAAGUUCUUCUUUUUUGAUGGAAGCACACUGGAAGGGUAUUAUGUCGAUGAUGCUCUCCAAGGCCAGGGACUCUACACAUACGAGGAUGGAGGGGUUCUUCAUGGCACGCAUGUGGAUGGAGAACUUAAUGGACCUGCCCAGGAAUAUGACAUUGAUGGACGACUAAUAUUCAAAGGGCAGUACAAAGAUAAUAUUCGACAUGGCAUGUGUUGGAUAUAUUACCCGGAUGGAGGCAGCCUUGUAGGAGAAGUGAAUGAAGAAGGGGAGAUGACGGGGGAAAAAAUAGCCUAUGUGUAUCCUGAUGAGAAGACUGCAUAUUAUGGAAGGUUCAUAGAUGGAGAAAUGAUAGAAGCAAAACUGGCAACUCUUACAUCUGUAGAGGAGGGAAAGCCACACUUUGAAUUGGUACCAGGCAGCCCAGUAUACAGUUUUGAUAAAUCUACUUCAUCUUGCAUUUCUACAAAUGCACUUCUUCCUGAUCCUUACGAGUCAGAGAGGGUAUAUGUUGAUGCAUCUCUCAUUUCCAGUGCUGGCGAAGGAUUAUUUUCUAAAAUAGCAGCAGGAUCGCGCACGGUUAUGUCCUUUUACAAUGGAGUGCGAAUUACACACCCGGAGGUGGACAGCAGAGACUGGGCCCUCAAUGAAAACACAAUAGCCCUGGAUGAUGAAACAGUCAUAGAUGUGCCGGAGCCUUACAACCAUGCUGCCAAGUAUUGUGCCUCGCUGGGGCAUAAGGCCAACCACUCCUUCACUCCUAAUUGCAUCUAUGACCCGUUUGUUCAUCCUCGUUUUGGGCCAAUCAAGUGUAUACGCACCAUCAGGGCUGUGGAGAAGGAUGAAGAACUAACAGUGGCUUAUGGAUAUGAUCAUAAUCCCAUCGGGCAGAAUGGGCCAGAAGCACCAGAAUGGUACCAGGUGGAACUGAAAGCCUUCCAGGCUGCCCAGCAGAAGUGAAAUGCAGGCAAAUGCUCAGUUCAGCGAACUGAAAUAGAAACUUGGAUCUAUGCACUACCUUUAUACUAAAAACUGGACAACCAGGGAUUUGUUCAUGCUGUUGCAUCAUAACCUCUCAUUCAGUGUUAGAAAUAAGUUUCUUGCAUACUAACUAGGUUUGACUGCAUUAUUCAUAGCAGAUUUAAAAUUAGCUAGUGUUGCACCAGUCUUAUCUGAAAGAAUUAUUAAAUAUUCUAUACAAGGCAGCGUGAUAUUUUUAGUAGCUUUUAUCUAAUUCUGCAUCAUAGGCAAAGAUGCCAAAAGAUUAGACAGAAAAUGAAAAGAUCAUUCACUUUUAGUCAGCAGACUUCAGUGUUACUAUUUCUACGGCCUAGGCAUUACUGUGCAGCUGCAUUUUACAUACAUGCCAUUUGUGAUGAUGAUGAUAAUAUUUUGAUAUUCUCGAAUAGUAGUGUAAUUUGCCUUUUUAAACCUUUGAUCUUAAUCUUGCAAUAGAGCAAUUAAUUUAUUGGUGUAUAGGAGGCUGGGUUUUUAAUUCCCUCAUCCUCUUAUCUGAGCGUUGUUCUUUCUACAAAUCCUCUCUUGCAGGAGAAAACCUUUCUAACAAGUGAAAAAGGUUUGUGUACUUGAGAGAGAGUGCCCUGUAUAGAUCUCUGUGGCGUUUAUAUAAAUAGUUUUAGUGAUGUUCAUGUCCAAAACAAAAACUUGUUUGGCCUUUGGGGCUGGGACACACAGUUUGUUUAAUUAUGAUUAUUGCACAUGAAUUAACAUGUAUUUGCAUGAAGAUGUUCAAAGAGGAGAAAGUGGGGUUUAUCUUCAUUAUUUUUAAGAUUGACAUUCAGGAACAGGGGUGCUGGAAUUGUUUUGUAUAGUGGGGGUGCUGAGAGCCAUUAAACCAAACUAAACCAUCUAUC
Terrapene triunguis (Three-toed box turtle) is the source of this 2105-nucleotide messenger RNA. RefSeq names its product SET domain containing 7, histone lysine methyltransferase (gene SETD7). Lineage: Eukaryota; Metazoa; Chordata; Testudines; Emydidae. Gene Ontology annotation, cellular component: chromosome. Gene Ontology annotation, biological process: regulation of DNA-templated transcription. The record is from RefSeq and is a predicted model, not a curated record. The coding region runs from base 91 to 1191 and encodes 366 amino acids. The transcript is spliced from 8 exons. Gene Ontology annotation, molecular function: protein binding; histone H3K4 monomethyltransferase activity.